CUCGGUCUGGCAGUUUCGAGUUUGGAGGCGGAGGCGCGCAGGGCAGCCUGGGUCCAGCCCACACCCCUCACCAGGAGGCACCAUGUGGGGAUGUCGGCUGGGGCUGCUCUUGCUGCUGCUGCUGGCUGGCCAGGCUGCCCUGGAGGCCCGGCGGAGUCGUUGGCGCAGGGAGCUGGCGCCAGGGCUGCACCUGCGGGGCAUCCGGGACGCCGGUGGCAGAUACUGCCAAGAGCAGGACAUGUGUUGUCGCGGCCGGGCCGACGAGUGUGCCUUGCCCUACCUGGGAGCCACCUGUUACUGUGACCUCUUCUGCAACCGCACCGUCUCUGACUGCUGCCCCGACUUCUGGGACUUCUGCCUCGGGAUUCCACCCCCCUUCCCUCCCGUCCAAGGAUGCAUGCAUGGGGGCCGGAUCUACCCAGUCUUCGGAACCUACUGGGACAACUGCAAUCGAUGCACCUGCCAUGAGAAAGGGCACUGGGAAUGUGACCAGGAGCCAUGCCUAGUGGACCCAGACAUGAUUAAAGCCAUCAACCGGGGCAACUACGGGUGGCAGGCUGGGAACCAUAGUGCCUUCUGGGGCAUGACUCUGGAUGAGGGCAUUCGCUACCGCCUGGGCACAAUCCGUCCAUCUUCCUCUGUCAUGAAUAUGAAUGAGAUUUAUACGGUGCUGGGCCAAGGGGAAGUGCUACCCACUGCCUUUGAGGCUUCCGAGAAGUGGCCCAACCUGAUCCAUGAGCCACUGGAUCAGGGCAAUUGUGCAGGUUCCUGGGCUUUCUCCACAGCAGCUGUCGCAUCUGACCGCGUCUCCAUCCAUUCUUUGGGACACAUGACACCCAUCCUAUCACCGCAGAACCUGCUGUCCUGUGAUACUCACCACCAGCAGGGCUGCCGAGGUGGGCGUCUCGAUGGCGCUUGGUGGUUCCUGCGGCGCCGAGGGGUGGUGUCUGACAACUGUUACCCAUUCUCCGGCCGUGAGCAGAACGAGGCCAGCCCCACUCCUCGCUGUAUGAUGCACAGCCGCGCCACGGGGCGGGGCAAGCGCCAGGCCACUUCCCGCUGUCCCAAUAGUCAAGUUGUUUCCAACGACAUCUACCAGGUCACACCUGCCUACCGCCUGGGCUCCGAUGAGAAGGAAAUCAUGAAGGAGCUAAUGGAAAACGGCCCCGUUCAAGCACUCAUGGAAGUGCACGAGGACUUCUUCUUGUACCAGAGUGGUAUCUACAGCCACACGCCUGUAAGCCAGGGGAGGCCGGAGCAGUACCGCCGACAUGGAACUCACUCUGUCAAGAUCACAGGGUGGGGGGAAGAGACUCUGCCAGAUGGAAGGACAAUCAAGUACUGGACUGCUGCCAACUCCUGGGGCCCAUGGUGGGGUGAGAGGGGCCACUUCCGAAUCGUGCGUGGCUCCAAUGAGUGUGACAUCGAGACCUUCGUGCUGGGCGUCUGGGGCCGCGUGGGAAUGGAGGACAUGGGACACCACUGAGUCUCAGCCACUAGGCUAGGUGGGAUCCACAGCCACGGAAGAGACCUUGGGGGCCACGCCCGAUGAAGCCUUGGGUGCACUCCGGGACCAGGUGCUAAUCCCCUCAGACUCAGAUCCGUGCUAAGGCAGAAUCCCACCUGGGAGCCAAAGAUGCAUGAGGCUGGUGGAAGCCCCCACAUAUCACAGCUGGGACUAAGAAGUGCCCGGUUUGAAAACUGCAGGGAAUAUAGAUCCCAGGCCCCUGGUUGGCCAGCCCAAGACCACGGGAGCUAAGAUACCAAACUUCUCCAUCCUCCUACCCACCCUCUUUCUCACCUUUUCCUUCCUUUUGGUGGAUUCUGCCCAUCUCCCUGGCCUCCAUUCCAGCUGUACCUUUCCAUUCUCAGUACUGCUUUCUUAUUCUUUCAAGAUAUUUAUUUUUCUUUUCAUUAAAAUAAAACCAAAGUAUUGAUAAUCACA
Mastomys coucha (southern multimammate mouse) is the source of this 1945-nucleotide messenger RNA. It is a transcript of the gene Tinagl1, whose product is annotated as tubulointerstitial nephritis antigen like 1. Gene Ontology annotation, biological process: proteolysis. Gene Ontology annotation, molecular function: cysteine-type peptidase activity. The transcript has 12 exons. The coding region runs from base 83 to 1486 and encodes 467 amino acids. NCBI's taxonomy places the organism in Eukaryota, Metazoa, Chordata, Mammalia, Rodentia, Muridae. Gene Ontology annotation, cellular component: lysosome. The record is from RefSeq and is a predicted model, not a curated record.